This is a messenger RNA of Acipenser ruthenus (sterlet), 4970 nucleotides long. RefSeq names its product F-box-like/WD repeat-containing protein TBL1XR1. Gene Ontology annotation, biological process: regulation of transcription by RNA polymerase II. The record is from RefSeq and is a predicted model, not a curated record. Lineage: Eukaryota; Metazoa; Chordata; Actinopteri; Acipenseriformes; Acipenseridae. The transcript has 16 exons. Gene Ontology annotation, molecular function: protein binding; transcription corepressor activity. Gene Ontology annotation, cellular component: histone deacetylase complex. Bases 447 to 1994 code for a protein of 515 amino acids.
AUAGUUGCUGAGGCCUGCCCCAUUUCUGCCUGGCAGGUCACCCUUCUGUGUUUGAGUGUCUGCAAGAGCCGUUGGCUGCUCAUGAACCGUUUGGCUCUUUCUCUUAGUAACCAACCUCACAAUCGCCCUCAAUUUCUCUUCUAUUUAGUUUUUUAUAAACAGUAUACAUAAUACAACCAUAACAUAACGCAUACUUGGGAAUUUACCUACCGAACAUCCGUCUCCAGGUGGGCUUAUAACGAGAAAUUACAACCAUAUUUAAAAAUAUAUGUUUGAAGAGUAAAUUCCACACAGCAGCAGAGCAGAGAAGGCACCUACUGUGAUCUGGAUCCUAAAGUUGUGGAUAGGUACUUUAGUACCCUGUGCCACUGAUGAACUUCUGAAGGGCACCCGGUUGCAAUGCUUGUGUCCUCUGUGGUGACCUCAUGGUUUAAGCAGGAGUAAAGAUGAGUAUAAGCAGUGAUGAGGUCAACUUCUUGGUGUACAGAUAUCUACAGGAGUCAGGGUUCUCCCAUUCAGCAUUCACUUUUGGUAUUGAGAGCCACAUCAGUCAGUCCAAUAUAAAUGGUGCCCUAGUGCCCCCUGCUGCUCUCAUUUCUAUCAUACAGAAAGGCUUGCAGUAUGUAGAAGCAGAAGUCAGCAUCAAUGAGGAUGGUACCCUUUUUGAUGGCAGGCCGAUAGAGUCUCUUUCUCUAAUAGAUGCCGUGAUGCCUGAUGUGGUACAAACCAGACAGCAAGCUUACAGGGACAAACUUGCACAGCAGCAAGCAGCAGCAGCCGCCGCCGCUGCUGCCGCCACAGCCAAUCAGCAAGGAGCUGCAAAGAAUGGGGAAAAUACUGCGAACGGGGAGGAGAAUGGAGCACAUGCCUUAGCAAAUAACCAUGCAGACAUGAUGGAGGUAGAUGGAGAUGUAGAUAUUCCUCAGAAUAAAGCUAUGGUAUUGCGUGGCCACGAGUCCGAAGUUUUCAUCUGUGCUUGGAAUCCUGUCAGUGACCUCCUUGCAUCUGGGUCUGGUGAUUCGACAGCACGCAUCUGGAACCUUAGUGAGAACAGCACCAGCAGCUCAACUCAGCUUGUACUCAGACAUUGCAUACGGGAAGGAGGACAGGAUGUACCAAGUAACAAAGAUGUCACUUCAUUAGACUGGAAUAGUGAAGGUACGCUGCUAGCAACAGGCUCAUAUGAUGGAUUUGCCAGAAUAUGGACUAAAGAUGGUAAUCUUGCCAGCACCUUGGGUCAGCACAAAGGUCCUAUUUUUGCUUUAAAAUGGAAUAAGAAAGGAAAUUUCAUUCUUAGUGCUGGUGUUGAUAAGACUACGAUCAUUUGGGAUGCACAGACUGGAGAAGCCAAACAGCAGUUCCCUUUCCACUCUGCACCAGCACUAGAUGUUGAUUGGCAAAGUAACAACACAUUUGCCUCAUGCAGUACAGAUAUGUGCAUCCAUGUCUGUAAACUGGGACAGGACAGACCCAUCAAGACAUUCCAAGGGCACACAAAUGAAGUUAAUGCUAUCAAGUGGGAUCCAACUGGUAACCUACUGGCAUCCUGCUCUGAUGACAUGACUCUAAAGAUAUGGAGCAUGAAACAGGAUACCUGUGUCCAUGACUUACAAGCGCACAACAAAGAGAUAUACACUAUCAAAUGGAGCCCAACAGGACCUGGCACCAACAACCCAAAUGCCAGUCUUAUGCUAGCAAGUGCAUCAUUUGACUCUACUGUUCGAUUAUGGGACGUAGACCGAGGAAUCUGCAUCCACACACUGACCAAACAUCAGGAACCUGUGUACAGUGUAGCCUUUAGCCCAGAUGGCAGGUACCUAGCCAGUGGCUCUUUUGACAAAUGUGUACACAUCUGGAACACACAGACGGGUGCUCUAGUCCAUAGCUACAGGGGAACAGGAGGGAUCUUUGAGGUUUGCUGGAAUGCAGCAGGAGACAAAGUUGGAGCAAGUGCAUCAGAUGGAUCAGUUUGUGUAUUAGAUCUUCGGAAAUAACGCUGCUAGUUGGAAGCCAUGGACCGACUAUGAAUGUGUACAUAGCCAAAAUGACUGUCCCUGCCCCAUGUACUGCUACAGUCCCAUCUGAACCAUGGCCAGUCCACUAGAGCCAAACAGACCCUGACAAAGUACACAGACCAGGGUAGGAGGGCUGAAUCCUGUCAAGAGCCUGUUUACUCGGAACAAGAACAUUUUCUACCCACAAAGAAAAAACACAAUAAAAAAGGGACUUACAUGAAUGAAGCAGAAUGAGGACCGUACCAAAUUUGAAAGAUAUAUGUUUUUCUUUUAAACCAUUCAAUACAAAACUUUGAUCUUGUUGGUAGAGCAGUUUGUGUGUGCAGACAUAUCGGCUUUCUUAAUCCUGUGGCAGUUAGUUACUUUCCUUUUUAAAUAUUCUGCAGUUUAGGUUACAGUUGCAUGAUUUUUUUCCCCUUCCUGUUCCUCAGACAGAAAACUGCUUAAAAAAAAAAGAAAGUCUGCUACUGUACAUUUAUGCGGUUCACAAAACAUUGUGGGGGGACUCCACAAUGUUUUCAUCAACGGUAGUUAUGAUGCUAUGGUUUUUCUGACAGCAGUUAAAUGCAGUAGGUUUUUUUUUGUUUUUUUUUUUUUUUUAAAAAGGGAACAUAAUUCUGCCGAACUAAAGGAUUAAAUAAAUAAAUAAAAUGGGCACAACAAUUUAGAUUAGAUGCUUUAUGCAUCAUUUUUCUUUGACCAUGCUUUAAGUAUGGUUGGAUUGUGCACUAUUGAUAUAACAAUAUAAUUAUAGAAAUAUUCAUUUAAAAAGAAAAAAAAAGUUUCUGGACAAAGGUUUUCUGAUCUAGCUGUUAAUAAACUGUAGAAGAGUCACUGAGUAACUAGAUUCCAGUAUUAAUGACUGAUACCUUUUUGGCAUUUAAAAAAUGCGUACAGGCCAUUAUAAAACCAAUAUGCCAUAGGGCAGAAAUCAUGGAGGUCCCUAUAUAAUUUGUUGUAAGGAAAGGUGAAGACUUGCUUUGAGUUUCCUUUUUUAAUGAUUCAUUCCCUGUAGGUUUAUGCAUUUCAAAUACGUGCUGGGUUCUACAUGUUCAGUUUUAAUGAGAUUACUUUGAUUUGUAAUGUUGUUAUAUGCUGUAGCCUUGCUAGCAUAAUGAGAUUUAACAUUCAACAAAAUGCUAAUUGGUUAUGAGAACUGGGUAAGGGUGGAGGUGGUUCUAGGGACUGCUGGCUUGUAUUGCUUUUGUUAUACCUUUGCUUCAACAAUCAAAAAUGCCUAGCCUUAUUCUAAAUUACCUUUCUGAGCACUGUAACUGUACUAUUUUUCUGCCUAGUCAUAUGUUUUUAAUUAACUUGUUUACUAAAGUCCUAAAAACUGGAAAUGAGUAGUUUGCUUUUUAAAAUGAAAAUUCCCUCCCAAUUAAGACAUCAUUGAUGCAAGAUUUUUUACUAUAUUAAGUUAAAAAACGACACUUAAAGCAAGUCUGGUUGUUGGGCAGGGGAAGAGUGUUUGGUAAAUGUGACAUGGAUCAACAUUGUAACUAUCAUCACAUGAUAUGAUUUUAUAUACUGCCCAUUUAUAAGGGUUGUUUUUAAUUGGAAUCUGUAUACAUUUCCAAACACAUUUUACAAUGUGUGUUACAUAUGUACAUUAUGUGAACAUUAAAGUCAUUUCCAUGCAAUAGCAAAAUUACCAUCUGGGAUAAUCACAAAAAUUACAAUGUCUUUAUAAAAUACCAUUCGGCAGUCGUCAUAGUUUAUUUUAUUUAUUUAUUUUUGAAAAUGAUUUAAUGUAAAAAAGAAUAAGCUGGCUUUACCCAUGUGGCAACAUAAGUAGAAUGGAAAAGUAACAAAAAUAUAGAUACAAGUAAUAACAAACUACAUUUCUACUGCUUGUGACGAGACUGUAUCUCAGGAGGAGAGCCAGAUGCAGUUAUUUAUCUGCUGUCGAUGUGCUGCUUAAAAAAACCCAUACUCUGUGUACUUGCUUAUCCAUUUGCGUUUAAUUUUAAAAAGACCUAGGUCUCAGUCAAAUGUGUCACUCCCAUGCUGUAAGCAACUGACUCUAGCCGCUAGUUACAUAUUAGAGGCAUCAAAGAGUUUGGAAGUUUCUAGUAUCCUUUAGUCUUAAGACUUCUGUGAAAAAGGUAAUACCGUAGUGGUUGCAAUCCAGUUCGGAGUAGACAGGGUUUAAUGCAACAACAAUGAACACUAAAUUAGACAGUCUCAGCUCAGGUUAAAAAGACUUGGGGCAUAGAAUGUGAAAUGUACAGUAUAUAGACCGAUGUAUCUGAAUGGCAUAAAGUGGUCCGGUUGAACUCUUAGGAUGCAGGGUUCUAUACCAUAACUGACCUUAAAAAAAAAAGUCUAGCUCCUAGUCCUUUAUACAUGCUGAGCACUAAAAAAAAUUACCAAAAAUAUUUAUAAAAUUAAAAAAAAGCCUUAUAAAGAACUUCUCGUUAUUCAAAUACACAUUUAUAUAAAUUAUUGUACACUUCUUUUCUGUACAUUUUAUUUUAUAGUUUACAGCUCAUACAUUUUAACUUCAGCACACUGUAAUUGAUUUAAGUAACAUCUGUGACAGUAGAAUGGUAUUUUAUAAAUCAGGUUUUAGUUUUGUUUUGAGAACCUGCCCUGGAGUCAAGUGUAUUUUUCCUAUUCUAUACCAAUGGAUUCCCAACUUUCUGGUGUGUAACACCAGCCCAUAAAAUUUUUUGUACUCUUUAAAUUGUUUUCUAGUUCUUAUUUCUUUGUCGCUGUUCAAGCAAAAAAUAAAAAAAAGGAGUACCAUAAUGUCCUGGACCAUGUAAAUACCACAUUCUAUAAUGUAUUUGGGUUCUACACUGCAUAAAAAAUUGCCCACGCCCACCAUUUUGAUUUAUAUUACUAAAAUCACAUCUUUUUGUUUUAGAUUCCCUUUGCAUUGUAUUGAUCUGACGGUUGUAAUUUGAAUCAGAUCUGAAGAGGUCCAGAAUAAAAUAUAUUUUGAUAUUA